This is a messenger RNA of Dromiciops gliroides (monito del monte), 8142 nucleotides long. It is a transcript of the gene FILIP1L, whose product is annotated as filamin A interacting protein 1 like. The transcript has 7 exons. Lineage: Eukaryota; Metazoa; Chordata; Mammalia; Microbiotheria; Microbiotheriidae. The record is from RefSeq and is a predicted model, not a curated record. The coding region runs from base 665 to 4237 and encodes 1190 amino acids.
AUUACUUGUCUACUCUGGGCAGACAGCUAGUUGCUUCCGAGUGUCUUCCCACCAGAGCUUGGUCUAAUUAGCUCUUUUCUUCUCUUAAAAACUGACCGGCUGAGGGGUCAGUGUUCUGAGAAGGUCCUCUGCCUUCAGAGCAUGAAGAGAGUUGGACAGAGAGUGAGGGGGGUUAUAUUUAGUGUUUGGUCCCAGGCAGGGUCAGGGUCCUCACUGCCUCUCCUUUGCCCUGCUACUGUUUCGGGUCUUGGUCUGCAAAGUCCCUUUGUUUUGGCAGGUGGCAGAAUAAAAACUGAGAAAGGAUCAAAAAAAAGAAAAAAGAAAAGAGAAAAGCAUCGCACUUGGCUGCAGGAAACCGUAGGAUUCUUCUACCUGCAGAGACAACCUUAUUGGGAGUUCUGAGGAAAAAAAAAAAAAGAGUGGUCAGUUUCUUUUAGUGCAAGAUUGAGAAACUGGACUCUGGAGUGAUUAAGAAGAGAGAGCUGCCAGGAAAUAAUCGAAACCUUCAAGAGAAGGCAUACAAAUAGUAAGCUACAGACAAGGAGUCAGUGGAGUGGUGGGCUGAGACAGCUUUUACCCUUCCGAAGACAGGAAAACAUUUGAGAACUACUGCAUUAGACCUACAUCUUCAUUUUUUCCUGGGUCAACUUCACAACAUUGAAAAAUGCCUUCCAGAAGUAGCUACCCUGAAAACAUACCUCAAAAGCAGACGAGCAAAUAUAGCGAGGAUCCCACCAUCCAAGGUGUCAAAACAAUGAAGAGGGGAAAUAAAAAGAAUGAUGAUGGUGUUAAAACCAGUCCUGUCCUCAGGAGUCCCAAAUCAGAUACAACACAGAAUAGAAGUUCUCCCAAAGAGGCCAAUCUCUCAAGGGAUGACUUGUUAAUCCUCCUAAGCAUUCUGGAGGGGGAAGUGCAGGCUCGAGAUGAAGUCAUAGGCAUUUUAAAGGCUGAAAAAAUGGACUUGGCUUUGUUGGAAGCUCAGUAUGGGUUUGUCACUCCAAAAAAGGUGUUAGAGGCUCUCCAGCGAGAUGCUAUUCAAGCAAAGGUUGCUCCGUGGCAGGAGGACAUCUAUGAGAAACCAAUCAAUGAGCUGGACAAAGUUGUUGAAAAACAUCAAGAAUCUUACAAACGAAUGCUGGAACACCUUCUGAUGGUGGGAAAAGCUCACAGACAAACCAUACUGGAGUUAGAGGAGGAAAAAAGAAAACACACAGAAUAUGUGGAGAAGAGUGAUGAAUUUAUAAAUUUGAUGGAAAAAGAGCAAGAAAGAUUUAAAGAGCUAAUAGACCAAGAAACAGCCUACCACAAACAAAGAGAACGAGAGAACAAGAAGAAAGUCAGUGCACUCAAGGAGGAGCUGACCAAAUUGAAAUCAUUUGCCUUGAUGGUUGUGGAUGAACAACAGAGGCUUACCCAACAGCUCACCCUCCAGAGUCAGAAAAUCCAAGACUUGACCACGACUGCUGAGCAAGCACGCAAGAAACUGGCCGUUGCUGAAGCCAAAGCUCAGGAAGAAGAGCACAAGGCAAGCAGGCUAGAAAAAGAACUGCAAAGGCAAGCCAGAGAGCUCUCUGAGAGCCAGGAAGCAAUAAUGGCCAAACUCACCAAUGAGGACAGCCAAAAUCGGCAGCUCCGGCUAAAACUAGCGGCACUCAGCCGCCAAAUUGAUGAGCUGGAGGAGACAAAUAGGUCUUUACGAAAAGCAGAAGAAGAAUUACAAGAAAUAAAAGAAAAGAUCAACAAGGGAGAAGGUGGUAAUUCCAGCAUCCUAGCAGAAGUGGAAGAACUUCGAAAAAGAGUAUUAGAAAUGGAAGGCAAAGAUGAAGAAUUCAUAAAAAUGGAAGAGCAGUGCCGAGAUCUCCACCAACGGCUGGAAAAGGAGACGUUACAGAGUAAGGACUUUAAACUGGAGGUUGAUAAACUCAACAAGAGGAUUAUGGAUUUGGAAAAACUAGAAGAUGCCUUUGGCAAAAGCAAGCAGGAGUGUCACACUCUGAAAUGCAAUCUAGAAAAAGAAAAGAUGACAACAAAGCAACUGUCUCAAGAAUUGGAUGGUUUAAAAGUGAGAAUCAAAGAGUUAGAAACCAUUGAAAGUAAGCUAGAGAAGACAGAAUUCACCCUAAAAGAGGAUUUAACUAAAUUGAAAACACUGACGGUGAUGCUGGUUGAUGAACGGAAAACGAUGAGUGAAAAAAUGAAGCAGACAGAAGAUAAGCUACAAGCCGUUACAUCUCAGCUUCAAGUGGAACAAAGCAAAGUGACAUUGGUUACCGAAAAGUUGCUUGAGGAAAGCAAAAAAGCACUGAAGUCCAAAACAGAUGUAGAGGAAAAGGUGUACAAUGUGACCAAAGAGAGGGAUGAACUGAAAAUUAAGCUUAAAGCGGAAGAAGAGAAAGGAAAUGAUCUCCUGUCUAAAGUUAACAUUCUGAAAAAGAGACUCCAAUCAUUAGAAGCUAUUGAGAAAGAUUUUCUCAAAAACAAAUCAAAACAGGAGACUGGUAAGUCAGCAAUAGCUGUACACCAAGAAAACAAUAAGAUCAAAGAGCUUUCCCAAGAGGUGGAGAGGCUGAAGCAUAAAUUAAAAGACAUGAAAGCUAUUGAAGAUGAUCUCAUGAAAACUGAAGAUGAAUAUGAGUCCCUUGAGCGGCGCUAUGCUAAUGAAAGAGACAAGGCUAAAUUUUUAUCAGAGGAACUUGAGGAUGUUAAAAUGGAACUUGCUAGGUACAAGUUAGCAGAAAAGACAGAAUCCAGUCAGGAACAGUGGCUUUUCAAAAGGCUUAAAGAGGAAGAAGCCAAAUCUGGUCACCUCUCAAGGGAGGUAGAUGCAUUAAAGGAGAAAAUUCAUGAAUACAUGGCAACUGAAAACUUAAUAUGUCACUUACAGGGUGACCAUACAAUUCUACAAAAGAAACUUAAUCAACAAGAAAAUAGAAAUAGGGACUUGGGAAGAGAGAUCGACAACCUUACUAAAGAAUUAGAGAGGUAUCGACACUUCAGUAAGAGUCUCCGACCCGGUCUUAAUGGAAGAAGAAUUUCUGACCUUCAAGUAUUCUCUAAAGAAGUGCAAACUGAACCAGCAGACAAUGAGCCUCCUGAUUACAAAAGUCUCAUUCCUUUGGAACGAGCUGUAAUUAAUGGGCAGUUAUAUGAGGAAAGUGAUAAUGAGGAUGAAGACCCCAAUGACAAUGAGCCAACAGUGUCCUUCAAAUGUAACUCAUCUACUGCACAUCCAGUCAACAGGAAGUUAUGGAUCCCCUGGAUGAAAUCCAAGGAAGGUCAUCCUCAGAAUGGAAAAAUACCAGCCAAACAGAAUGGAAGUUAUGUGCAGCCUGGGGAUCUGGUCCUAAGUCACACACCUGGUCAACCUCUUCAUAUAAAGGUUACUCCAGACCAUGGGCAAAAUACAGCCACCCUUGAAAUCACAAGUCCUACUACAGAAAGUCCUCACUCUUAUACAAGCACUGCAGUGAUACCCAACUGCGGUACCCCAAAGCAAAGAAUAACCAUUAUUCAAAAUGCCUCCAUAACACCAGUGAAGUCUAAAACCUCUACUGAGAGCCCCAUAAACUUAGAACAAGGCACAGCUCCUAUUACCAUGGCCACCUUCGCCAGAGCACCAACCCCAGAAUCCUGUGGCUCUAUCACUCCUGAAAGGACAAUGUCUCCUAUUCAUGUUUUGGCUGUGACUGGCUCAGCAAGCUCCCCAGAACAGGGACGGUCACCAGAGCCAGUGGAGAUAGGUGCCAAGCACACCGUCUUCAGAGUUUCCCCAGAGAGACAGUCAGCAUGGCAGUUUCAAAGGUCAAAUAGCAAUGGCUCAAGUGUGAUAACUACUGAGGAUAACAAAAUCCACAUUCACUUAGGAAGCCCUUACAUGCAAGCUGUGGCCAGUCCAGUGAGGCCUGCCAGUCCUUCCACUCCACCACAAGAUAACCGAACUCCAGCCCUAAUUAAUGGCACAACAGGCAAAGCAACAAAUAAAGUGACCAGCAGCAUUACUAUCACACCAACGACCACUCCUCUCCCUCGACAAUCACAAAUUACAAUCAAGGAGGUGUACCAGCGUACAAUGCCAGCACGGACUCCUAAACUGAAGUCUUUGGUAAUCACUAAACUUCCUGCCAAGCCUCUCCAGGGGCACAGCAAAAAACCAGUUCAUCAUUCCGAUUUCGGAAAGCUGCACAUCGCAAGGACCAUCAAAUCCAACACUUAUCUUCAAGUAGGAGGGAAAAGGUAAACCAUGCUGCUGUGGUCACCAUAACACAUCUUAUUCACCUGGAAAGCUCUAGUAACCACUCCAGAAGGACAAGCAGGCCAAGGGCCACCAUCUUGGUACAUGGUGGAGCAGGAAACUAAGAAACUGUUCCAUCUGGUGGAAGUCGGGGAGGUUCAGCCUGAAACCACAGUGUAUCGAUACUGUACCACAUGAUAUCAAGUACCAGAGAUAUUAAGGUUGUUUUGAGGUUUUUUUUAAGUACUUAAACAUUUACAGAUAUGUAGUGGGAAAUAAGGCAGAUGAUCCAUCCAACUCCUUAGUCGCUUCAUUUCCAAUCCAGCCCAGGGAAAAUCCUUUGGUUAUACUCUCCUAGUCCAGAAUAGAAAAAAGUGAGAUCAUAUGUUCAGAAUCAAGUACAAGAUCUGAUAGUUUGCAAGAACCCUGCCACUUCAGUCCUUGCUAAAGCUAACCCCAAUUUGCUGCAUAGUUUUACAGUUCCUCCAAGUUACAUGUUUUAAGUUUCUUAACUGCAAAAAUAUCUAGAAAUACUGUCUGUUUUCCAGGUUUUUACUGAGCAGUAACUUUGCUAAGGAAAAAUGUUAAAGAAUUUCCGAUCUGUUUUAAGAAGUUUCUAUAAUAAUCCCGUAGGAGAAGGAAAGGUUAUUUUCCCCUAAAUAGCAAUUGGUGAAUCAAAAAGUAUUUGUUAAACACUUACUGUAUGCUAGGCAUUUUGCUGAGCAGUAAGGAUACAAAGAAAAACAAAAGAAAAAAUCUCUGUCCUUAAAGAGCUUACAUGUGAAUGUGGAAGACUGCCCAUACAUUUAAGGACCCCAAUUUAAGGAACUGGGGGUAGAGAAAAGAUAUGGGAGGAAAGGGAAGAUGAACCAUCACCCAAUAUUUGAAAAGUUGUUAAGAUAGGGAUUAGACUUGUUCUUGGCCACAGAGAAGACCUAGGGACAAGCAUGGAAGUUAAAGAGAGGCAGAUUUCAGCUCAAUGUGAGGUAAAAUUUCCUAACAAUCAGAGGAAUGUAAAAAUGCAAUAGGCUCGAGUCUGUGUAGAGAAUCCACUAAAGUGGUCACAUGACUUGAAUUCCCAUUCACCUAUUCCACUGAACUAGAACCAAUGACCAUAUUUUAUAUAAUCAUAACUUUAUACAGUGCAGAUUCAAAUACAUGUGACCACCUCAAGGGAUUCAUUGUUCAAAUUAAUUCAGAUCUGGGUACACAGCAGGAGAUGUUCAGGUGAAGAACAGAUGAUGGCUUCUUGUGGAUGUUGUGGAGAGGUCUGUAGUAAUGUACAAGUUGGACCGGACAACCUCCCUUCCAACUCUGUGAAUGCAACAUGGACUAGAGACAAGAAUGGUGAUAACAGUUUCAGAUUCAUUUUUCCAGUGGAUUUACUUGAUGUCUGUUGGAACAGCGUAUUGUCUGUCAUCAGCAAUGCGCACAAGAGGCAUCAUCAUGGUGAAAAGUCAGAAGGCCAUGAUUUCAAUCCUGGCUCUCACCUAUGUGACCUUGAACAAGAUGCCUCUCUGGCUCUCAGGUGUCUCAUCUGUAAAAUGAAGGUGUUAGAUCAUUUAAUUCCAUCUCUAAAUUCUGUGAAUCCUGGGAUCCAGUUUCCACUUGGAAUAUAUCCUUGGCCCUACCAUUUUGUGCAGAACAGUUAAGCAGGUAAAAGAGAGAGAGAAUAAGGAGCAAAGUUGGCAGUCUUUUGGCAGAAGGAAAGAUGGUGGUUUGGUCUCAGGUGAUUUAAAAGUCUAGAAAAGGGAGAAAAAAAAUUUGGUUAAGUGACAAGAGUGGUAAGAAAGCAUGAAAUGAAAGCUAUUUCAGAUAGCACAGUGGAUAGAGAGCUCAGGUCUUCCUGAUACCAGACCCAGCAGCUCACCACAAGGGAAGAAGCAUGUCUAUUCAUUGUGCUUUCUAAGAUCCCUAGCUUAGCUCUGAGGCAGCAAGGUUGCUAAGCGCUGGGUCUGGAGUCAAGAAGACUCAUCUCCCUGAAUUCAAGCCUGGCCUCAGACAUUAGCUGUGUGACCCUGGGCAAGUCACUUAACCCUGUUUGCCUCAGUUUCUCCUCUGUAAAAUGAACUAGAGAAGAAAAUGGCAAACCACUCCAGCAUCUUUGUCAAGAAAACACCAAAUGGGGUUACAAAUAGUCAGACACAACUGAAAACAACUCAAAGACAAUAUGUUAAGUGCCACUACCCCAAAUAAUACAGGAGUGAUAAUCCAGUAGGGGAGCACAAGCCAUCAAAGCAAUCCUCAAUACAAGUUUGUCAUUAACUGGUAGGUGGUACAAUGGAGAGUAAGGAACUGGUCGUUUAGUUAAAGCAUAACAAGAUUUAUGGCAAGUGUACUGAGAAACAAAGGCAUUAUGUGCAUAAUAAAGGCUAGGAAAAGCCAUUUUAUUGAGCAAUAUACAAUCCAGAGUGUCAUGGAUGAAAAGUACCAACUGUGGACAUAUGAUAACUAUAGACGUGGUACAUAAAAUUUGAAAUAAGGUGUAAGAAAAACUAUUAGGAAAAAAUGAACGAGAAAGUUUAUAAUCAAAGAAUACACUUGCUAUAACUUUAAAAAAAUGUUAUAAAGGUGAGUACUUUGUAUUUGAGAUUUACGAUUCCCUGGCCCCUUGGGUUGACCCUGGGAAUCCCCCUCCCCAAUCAUUAGGUUUUUUUAUAGGGGAUACAAAUUCUACAAAAGUCCUGGGCCUGUUCAAAAGCCUGGACACUUACCGGCCCCACCGCAAGAUAUUUACCUUCUCUGCGCUUCAUGCAAUUCCUGAGGACUUGCCUAUGAAGUCACAGAUGUGCUAUAGAUGUGGAGAAAGUUCCUAUACUUAGGGAGUCCCCUAAACUAAUAAAAUCAGAUCUUUUCUUCAUCUUUUAUUCAUGGGCAGUUAGGCUUACAAAGAAAAAAAUUCUAUCAAGCUAACAAAGUAAAUAGAUGUCACAAGAAUGAGCUAGGUGAUAUAAAAAAUAAGUAAAAUUAUGUAGAGAAACAUCAACUUUUUGUGUGAGUAAACUCUUAAAGCAGUAAUAAGCAUGAGUUCACCUUCAACUGUAAAUGAAUAUAUUAUGAUAAAUGCCAUUGCAAUAACUUCUGUAUAAAAUUGUUUCUAAACUGCAAAGAAAAACCUGCAUAUUUGUUUCAAGCAAUCCUGGAUGCUUCAAAAUUAAAAAAAAAAAAGAUGUCUCAGGGUAGCUAGGUGGCGCAGUGGAUAGAGCACCAGACCUGGAGUCAGGAGGACCGAGUUCAAAUCCAGCCUCAGACACUUGACACUUACUAGCUGUGUGACCCUGGGCAAGUCACUUAACCCUCAUUGCCCACCAAAAAUAAAUAAAUAAAUAACAUUUAAAAAAAACAAAAAACAAAAAACAAAAAAACCCCUGCAUUAAGGCUUUUGGGAUACCUUGUAUAAUAAAGCCCUUUGGAGUCUACUUAAAAAGGACUUAAUUGAGGGGCAGCUAGGUGGCGCAGUGGAUAGAGCACCGGCCCUGGAGUCAGGAGUACCUGAGUUCAAAUCCGGCCUUGGACACUUAACACUUACUAGCUGUGUGACCCUGGGCAAGUCACUUAACCCCAAUUGCCUCACUAAAAAAAAAAAAAAAAAAAAAAAAAAGGACUUAAUCCAUUUCACCCAUACAAAUGAGCCAAAAAUCACAUACAAAACUAAGCAUCAUCUUUCAGAGGAAAAAAUGGAAUUUCAAUAAGAAAGAAGACUUUCAGGUAUUUACUAUGAAAAGACCUGAACUGAAUAGAAAACUUUACUUUCAAAUACAAGACCUGGGAGAAGCAUAUAAAGAUGAACAGGAAAAAGACUUCAUGAGGGAUAUUAAAAGAUCAAACUGUUUAUAUUCCUACAUGGGAAGAUAAUACUUCAAACUCAUAAGAACUAUCUCAGUAAGGAAUUCACAGAGGACACAGGUCUG